UAUACUCGAAACCUGCUGAAGAGGUGGAGUCUUUUACUCUCUGAGUAGCAACAGAGCAGAGCCAGUGCUGUAAUUUCAAAACCGGGGCACUUUCACACUCCAGCUUUUGUUGAUUGUGUUGAGUUGCUCUUUCUGUUCAGUGCCUUGGGAGAUGUGGGAUGACCGUCGCUGGGGACUCUUCAAGCGGAACCUUCAGCCCACCCUGACCCUGUGGAGCGCCUUCUGCUCCUUCGGGCUCUGCAUGGCCUUCCUGGGACCGACCCUGCUGGAUCUCCGCUGUCAGACCCACUCCAGUCUGCAACAGAUCACCUGGGUUUUCUUUGCACAGAACUUCUGCGUCCUCGUCGGGACCAUCAUUGGUGGCGUCUUCAAGAAAACGUUCUCCUGCUCCCUGAGUGCUCUGUUUGUCUCCACUCUCCUGAUAUCAGCUGUAUUUUCCAUCAUCCCCUUCUGUAACAAUGUGAUUAUCCUUGCCUUCGUCCUGGCUGUGGCUGGGUUGGCCAUGGGCUGCAUAGACACCAUCGCUAAUCUGCAACUGGUUCGCAUCUACCAGAAGGAUUCACCUGUCUUCCUGCAGGUUCUUCAUUUCUGUGUUGGUUUUGGUGCAUUCCUCAGCCCCAUGAUAGCCGAUCCUUUCCUUUCUGAAACAAACUGCAUACAGAACAACCGAACUGUGAAUGGGACUUUCUCUGACUUGACCCACAUUCGGAAGUACCUGGUCCCACACCACGUCGUUAAUGAGACCCAGUUCGUGCUUCCAACUGACGGGCUUGUCAUCUCGCAAGUGUCCUACGCCUUCUGGAUCAUGGCACUGGUCAAUCUGCCAGUGCCCAUUGCUGUACUUUUCUUGAUGUGUAAGCAGGGAAUUGGGGGUUGCUGUGGAAAGAAAAGUGUGCCACUCUUACCAGCUGAGGAGCUGCCCCCUGACCUGCAGAUGGACAGAUUAGCACCAGCACAAGAGAGGACGUUGCAUGCUAAAGAGCCUGAUGGUCUUAUUGAUUGCCUCAAAGGAUUGCGUCUUCAAGAAGCUCCUUGCACUUUCUUUGUUAUCCACAUUAUCGGGGCUGUCGUGCUUUUUAUGACGGACGGGAUUUUGGGAGAGUACUCUGGAUUCGUAUAUACCUAUGCUGUGGAGAAACCUCUGUACAUCGAGGCUAGGGUAGCUGGCUACCUCAGCAGUCUUUUCUGGGCUUCAAUCACACUGGGCAGAUUGGCAUCUAUCCCAGUGUCGGGAAAGUUAAAACCUGUGACUAUGGUGUUCAUAAACCUGGGUGGAAUCAUUGGCACCUUUGUCUUGAUGCUGUGUUUCCCAGUCAGUGUUGUUUGUCUUUACGUGGGUACAGGACUUCUGGGAUUUUUCCUGAGCAGCACCUUUCCCAGUAUGUUGGCUUAUACAGAAGACAUCUUGAAUUACCAAGGAUGUGCAACAACUGUACUGGUGACUGGGGCGGGAAUUGGUGAGUUCGCUCUCCAGAUGCUUGUUGGAUCAGUUAUUCAGUCACCUGAAACUGAUAUAUUUCUUGUGUGUGGACUAACAUUUGGCUGUCUUGCUCUUCUCUUCUACCUGGUUCUUCUACUGGUGCACAGAUUACACAGUCAUCAGACCAUGGCAGCACCUUCGAAAACAGGCACGAUAGAGGAGUCAAAGUUUUCAUACCAGAGCUGAGGUUUAGCAAGCGACCGGCCACUGUAAUGUGCAGUAGUUCUGAACAGAUUCAAUGCAAUAUUGGAAUAGACUGAAUGCCAGUACAGGCUUUAACAAUGGACAUUACUGCGUUAAAUCGCCUAUUUGAGAAGUGGCAAGGUCGCUUUUGUCUAUACUUCUGUUUUAACUGAUGCGUCUCACUAAUUGAUGUGGCUGCAAUAAUCUUCCUAAGAGAAUGGACAUUGAAGGUAUAAUGUACCAGAGAUCACCUUAAUAAUCAUGUGGAACCUGAAUUAACUGCUUCAUGUCUUUUUUUUAAGUAGAACUGUUUUUUAAAAAACACACACACACUUGAUUCUAUCAGGUAAAUGAUCUUUCUUGCUUAAUCCUCUUCUUUUGUUUAAAAAAUAUUGCCAAAUAUCAAUAGAGUGAGAACUUGGAACAUUAUAGUUACAAUUUCAUUAAUGGUAAAAAUGAAGGUUCUUAAAGUAGAUGCAAUGUACAAAAUCUUAAUGCAUUAGCCUGAAGUUCCUCUUUCUGUAUUUCUUCACAGAAGACAGUUGAAGUUAAAGGGGUCUGUAACUCUGUUACAGCUUAAAUGUAUUUUUAUCUCUUUGAGAGAGUGAUGGAGAUUUGCAAGAUGACAUUCUUUGUCCAUCUGUUUUGCUGAGCUAGUCAUGCUGGUCGUGGUGAGAUGUUGUUUCAAUUCCUUGAGACUUAACUAUUGUAGAUGCCCCCCCACCACAGAGACGACAGCAUUCCAAGAUUAAGGCCCACUGCCACUUCUUUCUCCAGUGAAUCUUGGAAUUGGCAAUAAAUAUCAGCUUUGCCAACAACAACCUGCAACUGAACUAAUCUGGUUGUUGUUGCAGGUUCCCUUUCCCGAAGACUAUUUGUGCUUUGGGUUUUUGCAGCAAUUUCUAUGCUUGCUCUUUUCCGAAUAGUCUCAAAUCAGCCUUUACCAGAGUUGCUACAUCCAAUUUCUUGCCAUGGUGGGAUUUGAGCAACCACGUUCUGGAUGAUGAGUCCAAUGUUAUAGCAGAGAGAGGAAUUUCUGGCAAGUCUGUUAAGUAUUUGCGUGUUGGUUUCCUUCCAUUCUCACAAUGGGGGCUAGAAAGAUGAAAAGGAAAGACUUAUACUUGGAUACACAAAGAACUGUAAUCACUGUUGUAAUGUGAAGAUUGAAGCAACUAUUUGGUGUACAGCACAGGUGACUUCAGUUAAUUUUACCAUGAUGGGUAGAGGGAGGAGUAUUUGCAAAGAUACCAGGAGAACUUAAGAAAUAGGAGCAGGAGGCCAUUCAGCCCUAGAGUUGGAAGGUACUAUCGAUGAGUCUAUGAGCAUACUCAAGUCUGACAUCAGUAGUGUUUUGAAACUAAGAAAAUCAGAAGCUUGGACAAGAUAAUGGAGUUAAAGGAGAAGAUCAGAUAUUAGGGAUGGACAAUAAAUGUUGGCCUAGCCAGCAACACCCUCCUCCUGUGAAUGAAUAAAGUAAAAAAAGCUACUGAUGGAUUAUUUAAUAUCCCUGAAUGCCCCUCCCCACCCUAAAUAUCAAAUAGAAACCCAUUCAUUUGAAAUCCUUUGAGGAUUACAUUGGCACUGGGAUCAGAGGAAAUCUCUAAUUUUCUUUAUCAUGUUACUAAUCCAAGAUCAGUCAUCUCUCCCUCAUCUCAGAAAUGGGCUGAGAAUGGAAAUCUGAGACGUGGUUUUCCGAGGAAAUUAAUAAGGCUUCCGAGGGAGGAAAUAUGCAGAAUUAAAGGGAAAGGGCUGAAAAUUAGUCCUGCAAGGGAAAUAGUAAGGACUCGAUGGAUUAAAUGGUCUCUUUCUGAGCUGUAAUUGUUCUAUAAGCCAAUAAUAUGACAAUACAUUGAAGCAGCAGCGUAUUCCCUGGCACCAACAGGACAGUAAAUGAAUAUGGAAUGCAUGCUAUUGGUAUGACCUACAUAAUCUGACCCUUUAGCUGAGGUUACAAGAUCUGUGGGACCAAGUUUGCCUUUAAUUAUAUUCUCCUGUGUAUAUUCUUGUCUUGUCUGAGCCUUGAGGAAAAGGGACCUUGCUGUUGCUCAUCCAACCAUGCUCGCAGACUAACAUCACUGAAAAAUGCGCGAAAAUAUUCAUUUAUAGACGUUUGAUCAAUGAAGGAGUGGUUAUUUGAGCCCCGCUUCCCAUUGUCACUCAUGCCUCAGUGAUAGUGCCCUUACCUCUGAGCCAGAAGACAGGCUGCUUUCUGACUUUUUAGCACAAAGUCAAUUGUAUUACAGAAGAUGAAGCUUUCUUUUCCCUUUUAAUGCCACAGGAUCUUCUACUUGCCCCUAUUUUCAAAGAAGAGCAGGGGAGUUCUCCUUGGUGUUCUGGAUUAACAUUUCUCCCUCAAUCAACACCUUCAAAAUGACCCACAAAUAUCUGCCCGUAAUCGCACUAAUUGUGUGCUGCAUUUUCUAUAUUACAACAGUGACUGCACUUUAAGAGCAUUUCAGUGGCAGUGAAGCAUUUUGACAAGUCUUUGUCUUUUUAAGGGUUGAGAUCUACAACUAAUUUAUUAGUCACUAGCUGCCUCACUCGCGGCACAAUAAGCUAGCUGGAAGAGUUGCUAUGUAGUGGUAACAGUUAGCUGUAGGCUCUUCUGGCACAUCAGUAAUGUUCCUACCUCUGAGCCUGGAGGCUCAGGUUGAAGUCUGACCUGCUCCAGAGGUGUGUAAUAAUAUCUCUGCACAGGUUGAUUCUAUUGUCAAGUAAUACGCCAAUACCACCAGGGGUAAAAAAAAAACAUCUUUUGUAACACUUGAAUCAUAUAAAGUUGCUCUAAAUAAUGUAACCUGUUUUUGUUUUUAUUCGUUAACCUGUGCAGUGUUGCAGAAAGUUGAUAUUUCUUUUUUUUUUGCCUUGUAGACUGAAAAGGAGAUGCUUUAUGUGUUUUGUUAUUUAAAAAUGUUCUUUAUGAAAGUUGAUUGGUUGUUUUUCAACAGUUGGACUUAAUCAGCUGAUUAAUCAGUGCACUGGAUUCAGGAUGUGCCUUGUGUUCUGACAACAAAGGAAAUGUUAGUUAAUAUAUAUAUAUUAAAGAUAUUAUGAAAAAC
This is a messenger RNA of Rhincodon typus (whale shark), 4722 nucleotides long. It is a transcript of the gene slc60a1a, whose product is annotated as major facilitator superfamily domain containing 4Aa. The transcript has 10 exons. Lineage: Eukaryota; Metazoa; Chordata; Chondrichthyes; Orectolobiformes; Rhincodontidae. The coding region runs from base 152 to 1666 and encodes 504 amino acids. The record is from RefSeq and is a predicted model, not a curated record.